Messenger RNA from Exserohilum turcica Et28A, 2226 nucleotides. RefSeq lists its product as uncharacterized. Gene Ontology annotation, molecular function: histone deacetylase activity. The record is from RefSeq and is a predicted model, not a curated record. Bases 1 to 2097 code for a protein of 698 amino acids. The transcript is spliced from 3 exons. Lineage: Eukaryota; Fungi; Ascomycota; Dothideomycetes; Pleosporales; Pleosporaceae.
AUGUGCAGAUGUUGUUUCGCCUGGGCGCUCGGCAGCAUGCACAGGUACCGCCAAUCAGACGACGCCGCCGCCGACGACUCGUUCGUUUCGUCUCCGGCCAGCCAACAUGCCUCCCACGACGAGGACGAAUCCACCAACCAACAGGACCACUGCGCCCCAGAGAAAGACACUGGAGCAUUUGCUGGCCCCACGCCUAGUGGACGGAAAUUCCAUCUCAAGCUGAGCACGCUGUUGAACGGGCCGCAGUGGCGACUGGCCAAUCCAGCUUCACGGCGCGCAACCAGGGUCGAUUACCGCCUCACCAAGCCUCCAACGGAAAGGAAACGUACCCAAAGCCCUAGGCAGCAGCAGAGUGCAGCCGACGACAAUCAAGCUCCGCCCUCUACUCCUGACGCCAAGACUCUUACGCGCUGGAAAAACGGUCGCGCAGAAGAACAGAGACGUCAUUCAUUUAUUGAUUCAUUCGUUGGCACAAACGACGACCGCGCCCGCUGGAUCUGGGAGGGGCCGCCAAACCCACGUCUCGUCAACGAUUUUGACAACACAACUCACACAAGCCUAUCUCCAGCAUCUGCCAAUAUGCGCGCCCCAGGCUACAGCGCGCCCAAUGGGCCGGCAAACAACAUCGUGCAGGAAUACCUCUCUCCGGACGAAGGCUACCCUGCUAAUUACCCAGACUUCAAGGCGAUGACUGAUGCGGAGAAGAUUGAAGUCAUUGCACGCGAGGCGGAAGAGCAUGGCCUGGAGAGACCAAAGGGCUGGAACGUUUCCUUCCACUACAACCCACACGUGGAAUACCACCACUUUGGCAGCUCGCAUCCCAUGAAGCCGUGGCGACUGACGCUCACCAAACAACUGGUCCUUUCGUACGGACUCGAGUACACCAUGGACCUGUUCGAACCAAGACCGGCAAACUUUAACGAACUUGCCAUCUUCCACGACCGUGAAUAUCUGUCCUACCUCAGCAAAAUCACCCCCCAGAAUGCACAGCCAGAGGACCCCCAGUACAUCACAUACGGAUUUGGCGGCGAAUCCAAUGACUGUCCGGUGUUUGACGGGCUUUGGAAUUAUGUAUCCCUGUACACUGGUGCCACCAACAGCGCAGCUUGGAAUUUACUCAACAACCGAUCCGACAUUGCCAUCAAUUGGUCUGGCGGGCUUCACCACGCAAAGAAGAACCUCGCAUCAGGCUUCUGCUACGUCAACGACAUUGUCAUUGCCAUUCAGCUCCUACUGACGCAGCACCAGCGCGUCUUGUACAUUGACAUUGACGUUCAUCAUGGCGAUGGCGUCGAGCAAGCAUUCGAAUCAACAGACCGCGUCUUUACGCUUUCCUACCACAAGUACGGCAUUGACAAGCAUGGCUACCCAUUUUUCCCAGGCACGGGAAACAUUGACGAGACGGGCCCGACGGAUCCGCGGAAUCCGGGCAAGGCGCACAGCCUGAACAUUCCUAUUGAUGACGGAAUCGACGAUGACCAGUACAAGUGGUUGUUCAAGACGGUUACUAGUGCUGUGAUUGAAAAGUACAACCCAACCGCUAUUGUUCUACAAUCUGGCGCCGACUCGCUCGGUGGGGACCGGCUUGGUCGGUUCAAUCUCAACAUCAAAGCGCACGGCUUCUGCGUCGAGACAGUCAAGGCAUAUGGGCGUCCACUGCUCAUAAUAGGAGGCGGCGGAUACACUCCGCGCAACGUGGCGCGUACGUGGUGUCAUGAGACUUCGGUGUGCGUUGGUGCACAGCUGCACAAUGAGCUUCCGGCACACAUUCCCUAUCUACAGGCAUUCCAAGGGACAGAAAACGGCGACGGUGUCUUGUAUCCAGACCUGCACAACAUCAAACGCCACGAGAACCUCAACUCUCCGGCCAAACUCCACAAGCUUAUUGAGCAGGCACUGGAGAACCUGAGAUACCUCGAGGGCGCGCCUAGUGUUGGGGUCGAUACACGAGGCAUCCCUCUCGAGGAGAUUAUGAAGGUCAGGGAGAUGAUUGACCAGGAGCUGGAGGACGAGGCCGAGGACAGGGCACGUCUGACGGUGGAGAAUGGCCGGCGUAAGAAGGAGAGAAACGUUGGGGGGCGGCACGAGCGAAGAUGAUGACGACGCUGGCGUUGUGAGGACAAGUGACGGGCGUUUGGGCACAAUGUAGGGGGAGGGCACCCUGGAGGGGAGUACCCGUAAUAGCGUGCUGUAACCGGAUUUGGAUAGCAACAUGAGGGUUGGCGG